AUGAGCUGUUCCUGCUCCCGAUUCCCGACGCCAUCCCCGUCCCCAUCCCCAUCCCUGGUCCCGGCCCCCAUCCCCACCCCUGUCCCUGUUCCCGUCCCCGUCCCU
This is a messenger RNA of Charadrius vociferus (killdeer), 105 nucleotides long. RefSeq names its product cyclin-dependent kinase inhibitor 1C-like. NCBI's taxonomy places the organism in Eukaryota, Metazoa, Chordata, Aves, Charadriiformes, Charadriidae. The record is from RefSeq and is a predicted model, not a curated record. The transcript has 3 exons. The annotation marks the transcript as partial.